Penicilliopsis zonata CBS 506.65 is the source of this 2382-nucleotide messenger RNA. RefSeq lists its product as hypothetical. The transcript has 5 exons. NCBI's taxonomy places the organism in Eukaryota, Fungi, Ascomycota, Eurotiomycetes, Eurotiales, Aspergillaceae. The record is from RefSeq and is a predicted model, not a curated record. Gene Ontology annotation, cellular component: centrosome; replication fork; Rad51B-Rad51C-Rad51D-XRCC2 complex. Gene Ontology annotation, molecular function: four-way junction DNA binding; protein heterodimerization activity. Bases 1 to 2382 code for a protein of 793 amino acids. Gene Ontology annotation, biological process: DNA strand invasion; double-strand break repair via homologous recombination.
AUGCCCUCGCCAGCACCUGUGAUCAAGCGUUCCAGCUCGUCAGGCCCUGUGCCCGCCCUCGAACCGGACGCCAGACGCUUCAAACGUCCCUACCACCACCACCACCGUCUGCUGAACCCUGUCGUCCCGGCGCUGGCAGAGCCCGCCGUCACGGAUAAUGUCUGCGUCGAGGAGCUGCUGAACCGGUCGAUCGGGCAGGCUCUACGGGAGUCUGGAUUCGACCUUGCGGAUCCGGCAGCGCUGGAGAGUUUCCGGGUUGCGACCGAGGAGUACAUCAUUCGCUUCUCUUCCUAUGUACGCCAGUCGAUGCUUUCCUGCCGUCGCAUCCAACCGAUCCCUCAAGAUUUUGAACACGCCCUGCGUCGAAACCGACUGCACUCCGACGACCUCCUACCCUACCUAAAAACCGCACAGCCGACGCCGACCUUACUGCCCAGCCCGCCGCCGGAGGACGAGGAGGUGUUCAAACCCCUGCCGUUCCUUGGCCCGCAGUUGAGCGGGGAGGACGAGCGCGUCCGACACGCGUACAUCCCGUCGAAUUUCCCCGAGUUCCCCAGCAAACACACGUACUGUCAUACACCGGUCUUCACCGAGCGAGAACGCGACCCGCGCAAGAUCCGGGAGCGCGCCACCGAGGACGGCCGCCACGGCGAAGAGGCCCUGCGCAAGCUGGCGCGCGCCGCGUUCAAGGACAACCAGUCUGCAGCGGCUGGGCGGGACAAGAAGCUGUGGGGCCGCCGCAUGGAAAGCAUGGACAGCAUGUUCGAGAAGACCAUCAAGGGCCUCACCAAGAAGAUGCACAAGGAGUCGUCGGCGGUCGCGGUCGGCGGGGAGGUUGACCUGCCGGGCGAGGCUCCCACUCGCACCAAAUCUUCCCUUCUGAGCCUCGAACUCGGACCCAUCGUCAACUGCGAGCGGGACUUGUGGCGCCGAACGACAGCGGGCAGUCGUCGGGUCGAGGAGAAGCCUGUCGAAGCGAAGGACGUUGCGACAACCACCAGGGUCGAAAGCUGGCGAGCCCGUUCAGCCUUUUCCUCUUCAGCCAGCCGUAUCGGUUCCCAAGCCGUCGUCUCAACCGUUAAACCAUUGGCGCAUCUAAAGAUAUCAACACCUGACGCUUUUCUCUUUCUCUCUCGUUUUCCAGACGUACCUCCUGAACAACCGCACAAUGGGUGUACACACGACCUGUCCCGGGCUGGGAACCCCCUUCUGCGGCGGAUUGCACGAGUACUGCACCAUUUCAAACAGCGGGCAGUCCGUCAGGUUGACCUGUGGUCCCUUGCGGCGUUUCUCCCGGUAGUUCUUCGUCACGGUGUUGACAUGGUCGGGGAGGGUUGCGACGUCGAACAUGGGGACCAGGGGGGCCAUUUUAGAAAUCUCAAAGGGCUAGACGGGCUGCUUGAUGAUCUGUGGGCUCUCUCCAACGGCCAGGACGGGCCAGCGUAUCGAUCCGGCGUGAAAGGGCUGGACAAGCUGCUCGCAGCCCAGGCAGAGAGACGGCAAACCGACGAUGAGAACCGGUCUACGCCGAUCAAACGGGGAGACCCCGUCGUGGAGAUCUCGAGCAGCUCGUCGGGAGCCGGCAAGACGCAGCUGCUCUACUAUCUGGCCGCCAUGGCUGUUCUACCCACUACGUACGACGAGGUGAUGCUGGAUGGACAGCACGCGGCGGUGGUGUGGAUCGACAGCGACGGGCGGUUUGACGCGCAGCGUCUCCGGGUCGUCGGCCGGGGGAUCGUGCGUGAGAAGUUGCUUGAUGACCAACAGGGAGGCUCUGCUACCGAUGCAGAGAUUGAUGCCCUCGUGUACGCUUCCUUGCAGCAUGUGCACGUUUUCCGGCCGGAAUCGUCAUCGGCGCUCCUCGCGACGCUCCGCAGUCUAGAGACGUACCUGUUCGACGAGACCCGGCAUCCCUCUGCCGCACGGAGACUCCACGGCCUCUUCAUCGACAGUGUGGAUGCGUUUUUCUGGCAGGAUAGACUGCGCGACGAGGUCGCUCGGAUCGAGGAGAUCGGCCGGCCGGUCGCUGAGACUGCGGCGGAGCGAGACACCCGGCUGAGUUUCGUUCUCUCGACGCUGCACGCCGACCUCGUGCACGAGCUGCAACGCCUGCAACGCCUGUUCCAUUGCGCCGUCGUCUUCACCCGAGGCCCUGGCCGCCCGGUGCCGCCGUGGGGCGCCUUUCCAAGUCUGCGUCUUGCAGUGCAGAGGGAUGUUGUUCGGCGGUUUGCUCCCGAGAUGUCGGCGAGGGAGGCUGAGCAGGAGGCCGCCCAGCGACAUGCGGUGGUGAGUCGGGGACGGUUUUCGGUUCAUGCGAUGGACACGGGAUUUUCCUUCUAUGUUGGCGAUGACGUUUCUUUCAUUGAUUCGUUCAAUGAGUGA